AUGGCCGGCUUCCAAAUGAAUCUUAAGAAAGACAAGAUAAAUAAACCAAAUUCGCAAUCAAAACCAAAAAUAUCAUUUGCAUUUGGAGGAUCGAAGACUAACAUCAUACCUAAGAAGUCAAUUGCAUCGCUGCAAAAAAAUGAAACAAGAAAGCUCAAUCCUAAUGCAUUGCUUGGAUCUGAGUCUGAAUCAGAAGGUGAGGAUGCCGUGGUAGCUAUUGAUUCGUUUGACAAGAAGAAAGGAGGGGCCAUAGCCGGAAAUAAGGCAGUUAAUACCAAGGUUACAGAACCGUUAAUCAUUAAACCUACAACUGCGAGUAGGGAUUGGAAAGAAGAAAUAAGAAAGAAGCAAAAUAGCAUGUAUAUUCCUAACCAAGAGCAUAGACAAAAAGUGAUAGCGAAGGAUGAUAACAAUCUUGAAUUUGGGUUGAGCGUGCCCGAAAAAUCUAAUUCGAAAGAGUCUGUAGUGGAUGCGGAAUCAAACGACACUAUGUCCAAGGAGGAGCGUAUAAGACUGUCUUUGCUAAAGGGAGAAGAACUAGACGACAAGGGAUUGAUAAUACCGAUUCCUUCUGAAGACGAAAUUGUGGAGCAGGAUAUAUCUUCGAAACCAGAUGAAGACUCCAUAGAACAAUACAAAGAGGUACCGGUAGAUCAGUUUGGGGCAGCGUUAUUAAGAGGAAUGGGGUGGAAACAGAACAAAGGCAAGAAUAUAGAAUCCGCUGGGAAGCCCUUACUAGAACGAAGGAAGAAGGGUGUAUUAUUGGGGAUUGGGGCGAAAGCUGUCGAAGACGAAUUAAUGGCUGAUUUAUUAGUAAAAAGAGGUGCCAAAUUUGAUAUUCCUGUAGUAAGGAGAAAUAAAGAUUUAAAUGCUACAAAAUAA
Debaryomyces hansenii CBS767 is the source of this 882-nucleotide messenger RNA. RefSeq lists its product as uncharacterized. The transcript has a single exon. The record is from RefSeq and is a predicted model, not a curated record. Gene Ontology annotation, biological process: mRNA splicing, via spliceosome. Gene Ontology annotation, cellular component: spliceosomal complex. NCBI's taxonomy places the organism in Eukaryota, Fungi, Ascomycota, Pichiomycetes, Serinales, Debaryomycetaceae. The coding region runs from base 1 to 882 and encodes 293 amino acids.